AUGAGUAUUGUAUUGUCGUCUUUAAUAAUUAGACUUGCAGUAAGGCGUUCUAAUACAAUCCUUUUACGCUCGCGGUUAGCUAUUCAAUUUCCAAUACACUCGAAAAAUCCGCACUCGCUUCCGAUCCGCAAUCGCUUAUACCGACUAAGACUGAAAGGCUAUAAGGAGGCCCACCUAAGCGAGCCGACGAUUACUCUUCGUCUUCCUAUCCUCUUCCGCGUUUGUAUUUAUUUUUUCUCGAAACGAUACAGCAUCCAGUGCCGUGUCGCUUGCCGGAGUCCUUUGAGUAGAGGCCUUGGCCGAGCACUCCUCCUCCGGCGAUACGUCGAUGUACCGAUCAAAUCUCGAAUUCGCAUCGCAGUGUGUGGUUUCAGAUUCUAUAUCUGGAUCUGCAUGAUCAAGCCGUCAAGACUUGAAGAGGCAACGAACGUCCGCUUGCGCCAGAAUAGAAUCGCUCGUGCUUCUCCUCAACUGAGCGGACGAAGGUCCGCCAGAGUCCCAACUUCAGAGAGAUCACACUCCUCGCUAUGGUUGAAAGCUAUUUUUGGACAGCUGUCAAUGGUCCGAGGACCACCAGCAGCAGUCUCGCUCAAGAAAUGUCGUGCAAACCUACGAGGGGCGGCCACAUAG
This is a messenger RNA of Drepanopeziza brunnea f. sp. 'multigermtubi' MB_m1, 630 nucleotides long. RefSeq lists its product as uncharacterized. NCBI's taxonomy places the organism in Eukaryota, Fungi, Ascomycota, Leotiomycetes, Helotiales, Drepanopezizaceae. The record is from RefSeq and is a predicted model, not a curated record.